Molecule: messenger RNA, 252 nt
Organism: Enterobius vermicularis (human pinworm)
Lineage: Eukaryota; Metazoa; Nematoda; Chromadorea; Rhabditida; Oxyuridae
Source: the annotation of a GenBank genome assembly
AUGCAAAUCAGAGCCCUCUGGAAACGUUCAACUUGUGUUGCUGCUGCAUAUAGGAAUGUGCAGUGCAAGACUGAUGACGAUGAUGAUGAUGAUGAUGAUGAUGAUGAUGAUGAUGAUGAGAUGAUGAUGAUGAUGAUGAUGAUGAUGAUGAUGAUGGUGGUGGUGGUGGUGGUGGUGGUAGUGAUGAUGGUGGUGAUGAUGAUGAUGGUGGCAACACUGGGAAAGUGCUUUGGCCACGCAAUCGAUUAUUGA